AUGUGCUCUUUACUCUCCCUUCCACUGGAGCUGGCCACUCAGAUUGCCCAAGCAAGUAUACCAGAUGGCAUUGAAAGUCUCGCCUUGACUUGCAAACAGCUUCACGCCGCCUCCGAGCCAUUAUUGGCAGAACAUUACCGUCUCAAACGACGGUUCAGGCGAUUCAGGUUCCCUCUCAGCUAUGACAUUCACACGCAAUUCCUCGCUCCUGGGACAGGAGACUCAAAUCCUAAUCCAGAUCCUGCCUUGAGAGCUACAGGCAUCAGGAUCCACAAGACAAUCGAUCUCAUCCGUGCUAUUCUUGUCAACCCAGUCGUUGGAGAUUACAUCCUCGAGGCUGACCUUAGAGGCGAGCCUUCUUUCAACAAUCCUGACUAUCGAGAUCUUGACGAUGAUCUCAAGUUGCCUCUAGAUCCCAGCCACAAUUCUUCGUUUCCACGCAUUCAAGACCGUGACAGAGAACUUUUCAGAACCGCCCUCCACGAUUCUGAAUACCUACACCAUGCCAAUCAGGAUCCUGACCACUGGCUGGAGCAGCUCACCAAUACAUGCACAGGCCAUGCCGAGGUUUUCCUUCUGACCCUACUACCGCGUGUCAAGCUUCUAUAUCCUCCUGUACAUUGGGGAUAUCUUGGACGAGCCAAUCAAAGUUCCGAACUCGAGAAUGUUUGGGCAGUGCUAGAUGCAAUUGUGAGCCGGGCCAACCAUUCAUCUCUUCCGACUACUUCUGUCUCUUUGUCUCAGCUUGAAUGCAUAGGUCCUACCCUAUUGCCUUCGUACGAGCUGUAUGGCGCCCUUACCCCUUUUGAGCCGUUUCUUGGGUUAAAUUCGGUUCGUACGUUCCAUGGGAGCGGCUUCAAAUUCAUCGACGACAGGUAUACAGGUAAUCGCUUCCACCCACGCUAUAAAAGCUACAGUCGAAACCUCGAUACACUCGAGCUCCUCGCCUGCGUUACCAGGAGACCAGAGCUUUCGGCUCUUCUGGAGAGGUGUGCCGGUUCCCGUCUCAAAACAUUUCGAUUCUCAUACGAGACCAAAUGGCAUGGUUGUGGCCACAACUGGGAUGCAGGAGACUUUCUUGACGUUGUGCGUCAUCAUGUCGGUCAUACUCUAGAGGAACUUUCGGUCACCAGGAUCUCGGGCUUUCGAGGAUGGGGAGAUUUAGGCACCACAAUGACCGACAUGCGGAACGGAUUCCCAUCUCUCAAAAUUCUCGAGUUGGAUGUUCGCAUGUUUAUGGGACCAGAAAGGACAGAGGAGGUGGUUACUGCGUACAGCAACAAAGCGUAUGGUCCUUGGCCUCCUCGAGAAUGCGCCAACAUCCCACCCGCGCGACCCCGGCUUGUUGACCUCCUUCCGUCCCAGCUCGAGACUUUUCGACUUUUUUGCUCCAUGUUUGAACAAGACGACCUUGAUUGCAUCAAGGCACUAAUCUCAGAGUUCCGAGCGGAUCGGGCUGUGAGACUUCCACAACUGGAGGAGAUGGGCUUUUACUAUUACCAGACGGAAAACAUCAAAAAACCUCAAGUCCAGCAAACUCUAACUGCCAUCCAAGAUGCUGGCUUUUCCAUGCAUCCCAAUGAGAAGGAGCAUAGCUGGGAGUACAAGGCCGUCAAUCCCAAGUGGGUCAAUGACUCUAAAGAAAGAUUCUUUAGUACCUACACAACAUAG
This is a messenger RNA of Pyricularia grisea, 1671 nucleotides long. RefSeq lists its product as uncharacterized. NCBI's taxonomy places the organism in Eukaryota, Fungi, Ascomycota, Sordariomycetes, Magnaporthales, Pyriculariaceae. The transcript has a single exon. Bases 1 to 1671 code for a protein of 556 amino acids. The record is from RefSeq and is a predicted model, not a curated record.